AUGGAUCCAGAGUCUUCCCAACUCGCCCCAAAGGGGUCCUCCGACGGGGAGGCUUCUGCGCCCGCCGAGCUCACGAUCAACCUUAAAAUCAUUUCUCCAAGUCUGACUCUACCCGUCAGUCUCCUGGGCUUGCCCGCAACAACGACGGUCCUGCAGGUAAAGGAAAGAGUACGACAGAAACUGCAGAGCCGCCCAUCGGACGCGCAACAACGCUUGAUCUAUAGGGGCAGAAUGCUAAACCGCCCGGAGGAAAAGCUUCUUGACCUAUUUGGUGAAGAGAUGAUCCGCACUUCCGAUCAGCAAACAAUACACCUCAUUCUUCCCGAACAGGUAGAAAGCCCAUCACUCUCAUCUACGACGACACCAGUCCGCGGGCAAAGCCCUGCGCGCCAAGAGGCUAUCAACAAUGCGCACCACCAAUACUUUGACUCCGUCCUCCAACAAGGCGCCCGUCACCUAUCACGAAGGACCGUGACAACGACUACAACCACGGUCAGCUCUCCAGCUGGAACGCAUAACCCUACCGACCCACAGAACCAUCCCGCCAACACCCACCCGACUGCCCCCAGAUGUACCGGACGCAACACGGCCCGACCUAUACAGCACAAAGCCUCCAGCAGAUGGCUCAACGCCUCAGUCGAGAAGCAGCGCGCCAAAGGGCUCAUCUGCACCAAUAUGACCGCCCAGGAAUGGGGCUGGCCGGACUUCGAUAUAACAAUAUUCCGCAGGCACCCGGCAUCAACACCCCUGACCACGGUCCUUAUCGCCGCGCGAGUCCAUCACCCAAUGCAGAGGGAAAUCGGGUUGGCACUGCAGAAUCGGGCUUCGUUCAGCGGCCUACAUGCGAACCCGACCAUCCAGGCUGGGACGGAAGUCUAUAUCCUCAACUCUCCAAACGGUCCCCGAGGCCUGCUGCUCAACAACCAUACCGAAACGUAUUACACGCCAUCCAUGCGUCCGACGGCGACGUCGUCAGGCUCGUCGUACGGGCUUCCAAACCCUCAGCAACUACGACAACAUUUUGCAUUCAUGCCAACGACCCCUACACCUACGCUUCCACCACAACUCGGCGUGAACCAGGAUAAUCAAGGAGACGUGGAUGGCCAAGGACGGGUGCUCUUGAUGGUAACCACCACCUCCGGCGGCCCCCAACAGGAUGCAGGAGCUCCAAACCGCGGCAACCCCAACCCCGAGAAUAUGGCAGUACGUCUCGUCGGUCAGCGCCGUGCAGCUAAUGCCGACUGGCUUCUCGACCGCGUUCGUCGCGCUGAGCGAGCUGGGUUGUUGUUCCUCGCUAGUAUCGCUCCAGGCGUCGCUGAGCGCCACAUUGCUAAUCUCGAGGCAGAAAUCGAGCGACAGCGUCGGGAGACUGAAGCCGCGGAAGCUGCUAGGCGCGCGGCCGAGGCAGAGGCAGAAGCUGCGGCGGGGACAGAGACCGCCGACGGAGCUGUGGGAGAAGAAAACACAACUGGCGAGGAAGGGAGCCCGGCGAUAGCGGGGAGCGCUCCUCAGGUAAACGUGGAUGAGCCUUCGCCCCCGCCGGAAGCGGAUCGGCAGCCCGACCUCAUCCAAGUCUAA
This is a messenger RNA of Parascedosporium putredinis, 1578 nucleotides long. The record is from the annotation of a GenBank genome assembly. NCBI's taxonomy places the organism in Eukaryota, Fungi, Ascomycota, Sordariomycetes, Microascales, Microascaceae.